AUGGACUGGAGAUGUUUUGCUGUCCUGGUCAGCUUCGGCUUCGCAGCAGAAGUGCCUUGCGCGGGCCUUCCCUUCCGUUGCGAGCCUGGCGGUGAGCCUGUGCCGUGCAGGCCAGUUUCGGCUUUCAACUGGCCAGCAAUCCUGGACCUCCUCCGGAGCGACGAGGCGGCGGCGCUGCUCGGUGCGUCCCCUGCACUGCAUGGUGAGGUGACUGCGGCGGUGAAGAGCGGAGAAGGAUGGGCACCCUGCGAGGCUGCGGCAGUCAAGGAAGCAAAGAGUUUGCUCUCCAUGCUCCAGGUUGGGGGUACCUGGGUGGCCCCACGCGAAAGUCGUCGGCUGUCACCACCGCGAGUGGGUGCCGUGCAGCCACGCAGCUGGCUCAACGAGACUCUUCAGCGCAGUGCUGACGGCCUGGCUGGCCGGCUCUUCGAGUUCUAUCCGCCGGUCGCAGAUUCCAACUUUGUGGGUGGAAAGUCUUCGUAUUCAAGCUUGCAUGAGGACUUCCCCUACGCUGUGAAUGGUUUGGUGGCUCUGGCUGCGGCUGCUGGGCAUCACCGAGUCGGAGUGCUGGCUGAUGAGGCGAUCGAGCGGCUUCUUGCAACGUCUGCCGGAGGCUGGCUGGGUCCAGAUGAGUGGCCACUGUUGAAGGAAGAGUCCGAGGAGGCGAUGGCCGAGCGCUUUGGCCGCCUCUCGGGUUCCCUUUGGGCCAGGUUCCCGGCACUGCAAGCCUUGGUCCAAUAUGCGGAGUGGCGUGCCAAAGAACCCGGAGACCGCGGCUGUCGAGCCUUUUUUGCUGCUGAGGCCUUCGUCUUGGAGCUGGGGCGCAGGUUGGACGAAGGGCGUGUGCGCCUCGUCGCUUGGAGUUCGGCACGCUGGCCAGAGCUGCUUUGGGUGCUGCAAGCUUUGCGAGGGCCAAAAGCCCCGCGUGCAGCCUGUGGUGCUGCAGCUCCGGACGGCCUUGCGCUGAAGCGGCUGGCAUGGCUGGCGCGGCUGCAAGGCUACGACUGGCAACGCUGGUUCAGCAAUGAGACGUUUCCCAAGAAGGCUUUGAGUCGGGAGGAGUUCAGCCUGUAUUCGCACGGGGUCAACAAUGCCGUGGCAUUUAAGUUUGCGGCACUUUGGAGUGGCGAAACGGAUGCGGCGGAUGCAGCAGAGGCGUCGCUUGAUGCCUGGCACCAACUACGGCGAUAUCAUGGUGUGGCCUCAGGUGCAAUUGGUGCAGACGAGCACCUCGCCGGGCGUGCGCCACACCGUGGCACUGAGCUUUGUGUUGUGGUGGAGUCCAUGCGGAGCUUAGAAGAAGCCUACGCCGCGAUGCCGAACAGGCCGGAGCUGGCCGACAGCUUGGAGGUGUUGGCAUUUAACAGUUUGCCUGCAGCAGUGAGCGACGAUCACUGGACGCACCAGUAUCUUACCCAGUCCAAUGCGGCAUUCGCCGGCAUUGAAUCUGUGCAAGAGACAGAGGACAACGAUGGACCUCAUCUUUCAAAGGUGUUUGGCAAUGUCGGUCUGGAUGCCACGCUAUAUGGCCUUUCACCGAACUUUCCGUGCUGCACAGUGAACUUCGCCCAGGGAUGGGCAAAGUUUGUUGCCUCGGGCCUUUGGCUUUUCGAAGACGGUGGUCGUCAGCUUGGCCUGCACGAAACGCCGCUGCUUCUCUCUGCCGCCUUCGCCCCGUCGUCGAUCUCCGUUCCGGCGCCAGUGGGUGGCGAGGUGGAGCUGUCUACUGCGUAUCCCUUCGAUCCAGAGGGUCUGCUGCAUUACAGGGCCAGAGGCGUCCGGCCUCCGCUGCAGCUUUUGGUCCGCGUGCCGCAGUGGGCAGACCUGGAGCGCUCAGAGGCUGCCGGUGCUCCUGGCCGCUUCCUUCUGAAGGAUGUCGCGACGGAGCGUCCCUCCACGCUUGUCCUCCCCAUCGAGGAGCCAAAUGCCGAGUGGGAGGUCCGCUUUGUUCCGAAGCCGUUGCUGAGAGAAGGAGUUGCCGGAGCCAGCAUCCAGUUCGGACCGCUGAUGUUUGUCCAGCCCAUUUUGCACCGCGCUGUGCCUUUGCCUUUGGACGAUGGGCCAUAUGGUCCCGGUGCACAUCCUCCUCCAGCAGUUCGCGAUGAAAUGUUGGUUCCUUUGCAGGAGCCCAAGGUUUGGAGUCUCCUCCUGAACGAAAGCUGGGAGCAGGACCUCACCAUCUCGGCUCCCGAGACCUCACUGCAGGGCUUCCAGCUGGACGGUUGCCCAAUGUUGGCGCUAUCCGGGCACAGGCUUGCGGCUUUCGGAUGCACGAAGCUUCGUUUUGCCGAGCUCCCCAUCUUCGUGGAAACAGAUGGAGUCGUGGAGCCAGCUUGGCAGAAAAGAUGCGUCUGCUUCUCAUAA
Messenger RNA from Symbiodinium sp. CCMP2592, 2364 nucleotides. Lineage: Eukaryota; Dinophyceae; Suessiales; Symbiodiniaceae. The record is from the annotation of a GenBank genome assembly.